AUGCGCGCAGAUGUAUGCAGUCUCGCUGCUGGAGACCUGAUGGUGCAACUACUCAUGGAGGAGAUUGAGGUGCCCCUUCAACCGAUUCCAGUAGUCGGCGACCAGGGUGUGCUGAUGUUCCCAAGGGGAGAUGACGUGCGCCUGGAUCUAGCACGGCUUUCGCGCGAGCGAACCAACAUGGAGCUGGACGGGUUCGUCUUGGCCUCAGCGGUCAUGAGCAUCGCAAAGGCACUAGGGUACAACCCACAUGAGCUCCGGGCCGCAUGUGCGCAUGAGCUGAGCACAUGUGGGACGCCACUACUCCGCCGGUCGCCAUCGGCGGAGAACUAUGCGGAGCGUCAGGCCGCACAGGAGACUCUGGCCGAUAUGCUUCAUGAUACGCCAGAGCCACUACGUCCUGUACCCGCGAUAUGGGCCCGCCAAAAGGAGGAGGAGACUGGAGCAACCCUCAAGGUUCGUCUGGGCGCAUACCAGAGGGAGGAGGACGCGGCGUACGCGUACGCCGCAGGAGCAUUCGUGAUACGGAGGAAGGACACCUUUUUCAAGGUCAUGGAACUGAACGCGGGUGAGAUGGCAGCGCUGGAGGGGUGCAUUGAGGAUGACGUGCGUCACCUCGUGCAUAAACGGCAGUGGUAUCGGUGGCGGGAAUGGCGGAAGGCAAUGGAUGACAUAGGGGUCAAGCCUGGAACACCAUUUGAGCUGGAGAAGAGUGGCAAGUCGAACCCACAGGCGCCCCGCCACGGCACUAGUGUGGAUGCACCAGGGGAGGCGGCUGAUGCGGACGGGGAGAGCGUAGAAGUCUCCCCUGGGGAAGGAUCGGAUGCGUCCUCCCCGGAGCCCAAUCCACCCGACGCACGUGAGGGCAAGAGCUCCUCGUCGCAUGGUACGGCGACCAAUAGGCGGAAGGAAGGCCCUUCGUCGUCUGUAGGGAAUGGGCGUUCGGCGAGGCCCGAAAAGCGUCGCAAAGUUUCGGACCUGCCAGACACGGAGGAACAGGCCGACGCGCCGCCACAGGAACCGGAGCCAGAGUCGUCUGAUGACAACCCGAACGAAGCGCUUCCGCGUGUCAAUGCUGCUGCCGACGACGAGGAGGAGGAGACUAAUGAGGAACUCUCCGACUCGGCCCCUGUUACCAGGGAUGAGUUUGACGCCAUGCGCAAAACCCAGAAGGACACGGCUGCGACGCUUGCGAGGCUCGAGACGGCGCUGCUGGCGUCUCUUGCCAACCACACUGCAAAGAAACGCAAGAGGGACAAUGCGCGCGGAGAGUGCGAGAGGGCGACGAAUGCAAGGAAGGGUCGUCGUGUUGCAACGCCAGAGGAGUCCGACCUGGACGAGGACGAGGUGGAGGAAGAGCACUGGCGGCACAUGCGAUCGUCCACAUCGCCCGUUAUCCAGCGCGCGCUGAAGUUUCCGCCGUCGAACAAAGGAUGGAAGGCACGUAGUGCUCGUGUGUAUUCGCGGUUGCCAUGUUACGUAUUCGCUAUCUCCAAGUGGAGCGAGGACCGCCGCGGCAUGCCUUUUGCGUCUGGGGCAUUCGCGGCCUGUGCACGUGCGGCGUUCAAGCCGCGGAUGAUCAACGGCACUGUGACGCUGAAGCUGUACCACAUGGCGUGGCUCGAGCACGUGGUGACCGAUGCCAUCCGCUUCUGGGAGACUCGCAAGGGCAGGCUGUCCAACUCUGCGGGUGUCAACGCGCAGAUCGUGGACGGCCUCCGCGAGUGUGCCCUGACGGACGUCAUGGCGGCUGUCGAUGAGUUCCAGCCGGCGUACGACGCAACCAUUUCAUCUUGGGCUUGGGGCCGCCAUGGCCUGCGCCUUUCUUCGUGCGGCAUCGAGCGCCAGGCGACAGCUGCGCCUGCAGCCAGCGAGAGCGGGAGGGAGGGGGACAAUCUCUCACUGAACUGA
Closterium sp. Naga37s-1 is the source of this 1908-nucleotide messenger RNA. The record is from the annotation of a GenBank genome assembly. Lineage: Eukaryota; Viridiplantae; Streptophyta; Zygnematophyceae; Desmidiales; Closteriaceae.